CAAAAGACUUCGGAAAGUAGCCAUAGUUCGAGCUUGUUGUUACUUCUGUUGCUGACUGGAGAUGGCUCAUAUCUCUUACGUUCUGACUUUUCUUUUAUCAGUUCUUUUCCUUUUACUGCUUUGCCUGGCUCAAGAGGACAGGAGGUUGAAUAUUCCGAGAUGUCCACGUUUUCGCUGUGGUGUUAUCGGCAACAUAGGCUUCCCCUUCUCCAAUCGAACGCAUCCGGAAUGUGGGUUGCUGGUUGUAGAUAGCUGCACUGAACCAUUUCCGAGGAUUCAGCUGGGGAAGGAGGGGCAAUGGUUCAAUAUCACAGGCAUCUCUCAGGAUAAUACAUUAGAGCUUCAUGACAAAAAUUCUGAAGAAGAGGUACAAAAAUGUAGCAGAAAAUCCUUAAAAAACUUAACUCUUCCAAUCUCUCCUUUUCUCUCAUUUAAUGUGCCCCAUCAAGUAGCAGCGUUCGAAUGCCCCCUCAAUUACGCCAUCCCGAAAAAUUUCGUUUCUUUCUGCAAUAAUUCCCAACACUCCGUUAUCCUUUACGGGGGCCCAACAAAUUGUUUUCCAGGCUCUCUUCCUGGUUGUUCACAGCCUAAUUUCCGAGUGCACAAUACUAAAACAAGUAUUGAAUAUUCUUAUUUGUUUACGGGCUUCUUUAGGGUGGAAGUGAAUGUGACUGAUGAAUGUUAUGAUUGCUUUUUGGCGGGAGGACAAUGCAAAACUGAUAGCAAUGGAAACUUUAAUUGUUCUGUGACAGGAAGAACAAACUCCUCAGUAUCUGACACUCCAAGACCAGUAACUUUUAUUGCAGGAAAUGGAAAAAAGAUAUUGAAGCUACGCCUAGGAAUAGGUCUUGGAGUUGGAGGAUCUCCGAUUGUGGCUCUGUUGAUUUUCAUUAUUUGGCGAUGCAAGAAACAAAAAGACACUUCCACAGGCUUCAAUUCCAGAAAUGUUUUUUCUGAUCCCUCUUCAAGAUCAGAGAUGGAAAUGGGUGUUGUCUACUUUGGGGUCCCCAUAUUCUCCUACUCUGAACUUGCAAAAGCCACCAACAAUUUUAGUGAUGAGAAAGUACUUGGAAAUGGAGGCUUUGCAACAGUAUACUAUGCAAAACUUCGAGAUGGAAGGGAAGUUGCAGUAAAGCGUCUAAAUGAGUACAAUCACAGACGAGUUAAGCAGUUUAUGACUGAAGUUGAAAUCCUCACACGUCUGCGCCAUAGAAAUCUUGUAUCCCUUUAUGGCUGCACUUCUCAGCACAGUCAGCAAGGUCUCCUUCUUGUGUAUGAAUAUGUUCCCAAUGGAACUGUUGCAGAUCAUCUCCGCGGUGAUCCAGCAAAGAUUGGUUCAUUAGCCUGGCCUAUCCGUUUGAAGAUUGCAAUAGAAACAGCCAGUGCAUUGGCAUAUCUCCAUGCUUCUGAUAUCAUACACCGGGAUGUGAAGACUAAAAACAUUCUUCUUGACAACAAUUUUUGUGUAAAAGUUGCUGAUUUUGGGCUUUCCAGGUUUUUCCCAGCUGAUGUUACUCAUGUCUCAACAGCUCCACAAGGGUCUCCAGGCUAUGUUGAUCCUGAGUAUUAUCAUUGUUAUCAGCUAACAGAUAGGAGUGAUGUAUAUAGCUUUGGAGUUGUCCUGAUUGAGCUUAUUUCAUCAAUGCGUGCUUUUGACAAAAAAAGGCAAAGACAUGAGAUCAAUUUGGGUAACUUUGCGAUAAACAGGAUCGAAAAAUGCUUGAUCGAAGAGCUGGUGGACACAAGCCUUGGAUCCCAAUCAGAUGAACGAGUUAGAAGAAUGAUAACUUCAGUUGCAGAGUUGGCAUUUCUUUGUCUGCAACAGAACAAGGAAAUGAGACCUCCCAUGGAUGUCGUUUUGGAGGAACUGAAGAGAAUUGAAAGUGGAAACUGGAUACUGGAAGAUGUAAAAGAAGAAAAAGAUAACAAUGAUGUGCUCAAUAGUAUGCAGACACCACCAGAUUGUGACAAUCUUGCACUGUUGAAGGACAAGAGGGUGCCGUCCUCACCCAUUUCUGUCGCUCCAAAAUGGGUUAAUAGUAACACUAGACUAAGUGUUAGUUACUAAGAUUUCUUCUUUCUGCAGCUGGAAUUUGAGCACAUCUGCUAUCAUUUUUGUGUUCUUGGAAUUUGUAUGUAUAUGUGCUCGUUAAAGGAAGUUGAAAGGUACAUUGUUUCUUGUUCUUCUUUCUAGAGGUUCUGUAAUUGCUAUACUAGUAUUCAUAAUCUGUAAGUGUUCCGAUCAUGGCCUACUUAUCAUUACAGGUGGAAUUGAGUUGGGCCCAACUCGAUCUCAGCUUGAAUCUUUAAUAUUCAUCUCCAGUUCAAGUUCA
This is a messenger RNA of Mangifera indica (mango), 2333 nucleotides long. Its product is annotated as LEAF RUST 10 DISEASE-RESISTANCE LOCUS RECEPTOR-LIKE PROTEIN KINASE-like 1.1. Bases 62 to 2068 code for a protein of 668 amino acids. Gene Ontology annotation, biological process: protein phosphorylation. NCBI's taxonomy places the organism in Eukaryota, Viridiplantae, Streptophyta, Magnoliopsida, Sapindales, Anacardiaceae. The record is from RefSeq and is a predicted model, not a curated record. The transcript has 4 exons. Gene Ontology annotation, molecular function: protein kinase activity; ATP binding.